Molecule: messenger RNA, 2444 nt
Organism: Miniopterus natalensis
Lineage: Eukaryota; Metazoa; Chordata; Mammalia; Chiroptera; Miniopteridae
Source: RefSeq, a predicted model, not a curated record
CUGCUUUGUAGGAGUCCGAGCAAGAAGUAAAGGUAGAUGGAGAGACUGCUUCAGACAGUGAGAGCCGAGCAGAAGCUGCUCCCCCGGUAACCUCUGCAGACGAUACCCCAGAGGUCCUCAACAGGGCCCUUUCCAACUUGUCUUCAAGAUGGAAGAACUGGUGGGUGAGAGGCAUCCUGACUUUGGCCAUGAUUGCAUUUUUCUUCAUCAUCAUUUACCUGGGACCAAUGGUUUUAAUGAUAAUUGUGAUGUGUGUUCAGAUAAAGUGUUUCCAUGAGAUUAUCACCAUUGGCUACAAUGUCUACCACUCCUAUGACCUACCCUGGUUCAGGACCCUCAGCUGGUACUUUCUACUGUGUGUAAAUUAUUUCUUCUAUGGUGAAACGGUGACGGAUUAUUUCUUCACUUUGGUCCAGAGAGAGGAGCCUUUGCGGAUUCUCAGCAAAUACCACCGGUUCAUCUCCUUUACUCUCUACCUAAUAGGAUUCUGCAUGUUUGUAUUGAGUCUGGUCAAGAAGCAUUACCGCCUGCAGUUCUACAUGUUUGGCUGGACUCAUGUUACGUUACUGAUUGUUGUCACCCAGUCACAUCUCGUUAUCCACAACCUGUUUGAGGGAAUGAUCUGGUUCAUUGUCCCCAUUUCUUGUGUGAUCUGUAAUGACAUCAUGGCCUAUAUGUUUGGCUUCUUCUUUGGUCGGACACCACUCAUCAAGCUGUCGCCGAAGAAGACCUGGGAAGGCUUCAUUGGGGGCUUCUUUGCUACUGUGCUCUUUGGCCUUUUGCUGUCCUAUGUGAUGUCUGGGUACAGAUGCUUUGUCUGCCCCGUGGAGUACAACAAUGACACCAACAGUUUCACUGUGGACUGUGAGCCCUCAGACCUGUUUCGCCUGCAUGAGUACAACAUUCCUGAGGUGAUCCAGUCGGUCAUUGGCUGGAAAAUCGUCCGGAUGUACCCCUUCCAGAUUCACAGCAUUGCACUCUCCACCUUCGCCUCACUCAUUGGCCCCUUUGGAGGGUUCUUCGCAAGUGGAUUCAAAAGAGCCUUUAAAAUCAAAGACUUUGCCAGUACUAUUCCUGGCCAUGGAGGCAUCAUGGAUCGCUUCGACUGCCAGUAUCUGAUGGCCACCUUUGUCAAUGUGUACAUCGCCAGUUUUAUCAGGGGCCCGAACCCGAGCAAACUGAUUCAGCAGUUCAUGAACUUGCGGCCAGAUCAGCAGCUGCACAUCUUCAACACACUCAAGUCUCACCUGACCGACAAGGGGAUGCUGACAGAUGCCAUGGAGGACUAGUAGGGGCCACGCAGGGCUGGAGAGCCAGAGCAGGACUGACGAGGGGGCGGGGCUCCAAGGCAAGCCCAGCUGGUGCAACUGAGACAAUGACAAGGCUUCAACUCACUGUCUUUUUUUUUUUUUUUUUUUUUAAUUUUUUGGUAGAGUGUUUUUUAUCUGUGGGUUUUUAAAAAAUUCUGUACAUGCAGUCUAUGUUCUUAUGAUUUGGGUUGUGAGUAAACUACAGCUUUGAGUUGGAAAGAAGUCAUGGGGGUGAAACCAUUUGGGUUUUUUAAACUGAAGUUUUAAACCUGGAGGACAGUGUUGCCCAGCUCAGCAGGGGCUGCUUGGCGCUUCUAGCCUCAUCUGUUGAAGUGGGCUCGAUCAGGGAGUGGCUGUUCACCUGUGUCCAACCCCAUCAGGACCCCUGUACCUGUCUUUGUACUACCCCUUUUCCCAGCAGGGAAGAGGCUCAUGGCUUGGAUGUGUUUACUGCUGGAGAGCUUUCAUCUGGGCUGCUCUGUAUUCGCUGCCCUGGAGCCCCAGGGGGUUUACCUUCUGUAGGCUGGAGGGACAAAGGCUUAUUGAUCAGAUAAGCAUUCUGUCCACAUGAAAUCCUGUGGAACAUGAGCUCUGCUUUAUGACGUGGGUUCACCUUACUUCAUCACAGACUAAAAAGUUUUCUUGAGAAAGCACGAAAAAUUAUUUAUAAUAGUCUGGUAAAAAUAGACAUACCACACUGUAAUAUUUCAAGUGUAUGCAGUAGAAUGUGCUGUAACUGAGCCCCUUUCUAUGUAUUUAGGCUCAGAUGGCUCCUAGAGGGCAGUGAAGCUCACUGUGUCUUUUCAGGGACGAUGGUGUUCAUGUCUGUGCUGUAUGCUGGUCGCUGCUGAAUCCUUUCUGGGGGCUUUCCUGUUAGGGAGGGAGCAGAGGGCUUCUCCUUCAUGCCCCUUUGCCUGACCGACCACCCACGUAGCUGCUGUGUUGUAUAUAUAUACUCCUGAGACAAAUGUGUAUUGUGUAUGUGUUUUAAAAAUCACUUAUUUCUUACAGUGAUUUCAAUUGUGCCAUGACUUCUUCACCGAAACCACAAAGUCCUGCUUGAAACUUUGGAAAACCCAACCCCAUUAGAGGUUUGACUCCUGAAGAUUAAAUGCACACUUUUAUAUAAUGUGA